This is a messenger RNA of Nannospalax galili (Upper Galilee mountains blind mole rat), 1358 nucleotides long. RefSeq names its product leukocyte immunoglobulin-like receptor subfamily A member 6. The record is from RefSeq and is a predicted model, not a curated record. The transcript has 9 exons. Lineage: Eukaryota; Metazoa; Chordata; Mammalia; Rodentia; Spalacidae. Bases 1 to 1212 code for a protein of 403 amino acids. Gene Ontology annotation, molecular function: inhibitory MHC class I receptor activity. Gene Ontology annotation, biological process: cytokine-mediated signaling pathway.
AUGUCCUGUGACCCAGCCUCUGAUUUCUUUGAAGGGAACCUUCCCGAGCCCACAUUCAGGGCUGAGCCUGGCUCUGUGGUCACCAAAGGGAUACAGGUGACCAUCUUAUGUGAGGGGACCUCGGGGGCCCUAGAGUACCGUCUCCUUAAAGAGGGAGAAUCAGAUACCUGGAACACACAGACCCCACUGGAGCCUGGAAACAAGGCUGAGUUCUCCACCCCACACAACGAAUGGAGUCAUGCGGGCGAUACCAUUGUGACUAUCAGACUCCCGCUGCCUAGGUUCUACUACAGCAAACCCAGCCUCUCAGUCCAGCACAGCCCUGUGGUAGCUUUGGGAGGGAACAUCGCCCUCCACUGUGUCUCAAGACAGCGAUAUGACAGAUUCGUGCUGCAGAAGGAAGGACCACAGGAGCUCUCCUGGACCCUGAACCCAAGUUCUACAUCCAGUGGGGAGUACCAGGCCCUGUUCUCUGUGGGCCCUGUGGCCCCCAGCCACAAGUGGAGGCUCAGAUGCUACGGCUAUAACCUGAGGAGCCCACAGCUGUGGUCAGAACCCAGUGACCCCCUGGAGCUCCUGAUCUCAGGCCAGUCAAAGAAGCCCUCCCUGCUGAUCCAUCCAGGACCUAUCCUGGCCCCUGGACAGUUCCUGACCCUCCAGUAUUGCUCUGACAUCAGCUACAAUAGAUUUGCUCUUUUGAAAGAGAAGGAAACUGACCUCCUCCAGAAGUCCCGCCAACACCCACAGGCUGGUCUUUUUCUCGCUGACUUCCUACUGGGCCCUGUGAAGGGCACCACUGGAGGACGGUACAAGUGUUAUGGUGCACAAGGCUUCUCCCCUGAGUGGUCAACCCCCAGUGAGCCUAUGGACAUCCUGAUUGCAGGACAGCUCCCUUUCACACCCUCCCUCUCAGUGCAAACAGGCCCCACAGUGUCCUCAGGAGAGAACGUGACCCUGGUGUGUCAGUCACAGAGCCAGGUGGACUCUUUCUUUCUGACCAAGGAGGGAGCAGCCCAUCCACCCCUGCAUCUAAACUCAGUGUUACAAGCUGGGCAGUUCCAGGCAGAAUUCUCCAUGAGCACUGUGACCUUGGCCUUCGGAGGGACCUACAGGUGCUAUGGUUCUCGAAGCUCGUCCCCCUACCUGUUGUCAUACCCCAGUGACCCUGUGAAGUUUGCAACUUCAGGAUCCUCUGGGAACAGCAGCACGUAACUCACAGGACCCAUCCCAACAGCUGGACUGGAAAGGCAACAGCACAACCACAGGAAAGAGGUCCAGAGAAGAACCAACCUGCAACUUUCUACAGAGGCUGCAGAGCCACUACCCAAGGGCAGAGGUCCGCAGGAGAGGUGACUCAU